Messenger RNA from Physella acuta, 15335 nucleotides. RefSeq names its product twitchin. The record is from RefSeq and is a predicted model, not a curated record. NCBI's taxonomy places the organism in Eukaryota, Metazoa, Mollusca, Gastropoda, Physidae. Gene Ontology annotation, biological process: protein phosphorylation; sarcomere organization. Gene Ontology annotation, molecular function: ATP binding; protein binding; protein kinase activity. Gene Ontology annotation, cellular component: M band.
GCACGUGACAUAUAUGGCGAGAGGCAGCGCGAGAUAAAGUUUCCACUAGACUCACAGAUUGUUGGCAUAGUUGCAGGCGCGAGCCCCUCUUGUAGGCGACGAUAUUGACGGAGUACUGUGUUCAGUCCUGUAGCUAGACACCAGCAAGGAUGGGUGUGGGCGAUGACGUAGCGCCCCGUUUCACCCAAAAGCCCGCCCUCAGACAGGAAGACAAUGGUCAGAAGCUUGUCUUCCAUUGUGUCCUUGAAGCCUCCCCAAAGCCGGACAUCGCUUGGUUUAUGGGGACCACACCCCUUCAAAAUUCAGAGCGUACACGCAUGCGCACAGAAUCAGCUGGUGGAUCUGCCUUCAACGUCAUUCUGGAGAUCCUAGGGGUCGCUCAGAGCGACGCUGGGACAUACAAAGUGGUUGCCAAAAAUAGACUGGGGGAAGUCUCAGCGUCCAUCAACCUAAACUUUAGUGCAGGCGGACAAAAGCAGCAGGAGGGCAUUGCCCCAAACUUCAUCCAGAAACCCGUGACAAGACAAGAAAACAACGGCAAAAAACUUUUGUUUGAAUGUGCUCUCACGGCUGACCCGAGCCCGGCCAUCACGUGGUACAAGGACAAUGCUGUGGUACAGUCAGGAGGCCGAUUCACCAUCCGGGCGGAGCCCCGAGAAAACAAAACUUACUUCUUGGUGCUGGAGAUCAAUGACGUGGCGGCCCAGGACGCCGGCAACUACAAGGUCACAGCCAAGAACACCCUCGGGGAGAGCAACGCGACCAUCAGGCUCAACUUUGACAGUUCUAUGACCCCGCCGCCCCCACUCGGCGGCUCUAAGCCUCAGUUCACACAAAAACCUGGCAUUCGGCAGUCUGGUGGCAAGAUCGUGGUCGAGUGUCAGCUGACUGCAGACCCCGCCCCCUCUAUUUACUGGAUGUUCAACAACUCCCCCAUCCAGCAGGGUGGCCGCUUUCUGCAAAGCCUCCGCUCUGAUGGCCCCGUGCACCAGAUCAGUCUAGAGCUGGCCCAGGCCACCGUGCAGGACGGUGGAGAGUAUAAGGCCGUGGCCAAAAAUUCACUAGGAGAGGCCACGGCCACCAUCACAUUGAAUUUUGAAGGUAGCAAAAAACCACAGGCUGCUGAUGGCAAGGCCCCCCACUUCACCCAGAAGCCAACAAUCAAACAACAGGACAACCUGCUGCUCAUGACCUGUCUACUCGAGGCUAAGCCCACCCCCCAGAUCAGGUGGUACCGCGACACCACGGAGAUCGGCGAUGGGGGCCGCUACACCAUCAGUCUACAGCGGGACGCAGGGGGAGCUGACUUGUACACUGCUGUGCUGCAGAUCAAGGGUCCAGCAACCGAGGACGGCGGGACCUACAAGUGUACAGCAGCCAAUGACCUUGGGGAGUCAAAUGCCAACAUCACACUCAACUUCCAGGGGGGAGAGAAGUCAAGUAAGCCUCCAGGUGGCAUGGCCCCAACGUUUAAAGAAAAGCCCAAAGUUUCCCAGGACCCUACGGGCAAAAACAUCAUCAUCGAAUGCCACUGUACAGCCAACCCCAAGCCCUCUCUCACCUGGUUCAAAGGCUCGUCUGUUCUCGCUGCCAGCAACAGACUCGUGCCAACCCUGACAGAAAACGGAAAUGAAUACACCUUAAAAUUAGAAAUAUUGAAUUUCACCAAAGAUGAUGGAGGUCAGUAUAAAGUGACCGCCAAGAAUGAAGUGGGGGAAGGCAAUGCUAACAUUACAAUCAACCUAGAAGGACCAAAAGAGCCCGCCCCAGUCCUGCAAGGAAAACCCAACAUUCGCCUGGAUGAACCCAAACAAAUGAUCGUCAUCGAGCAGGGCGUCCAGUGUCCAGUCCAGCCCACGGUCACGUGGUACUACGGCAACCAACCACUCAAGGCUGAUGGCCGCUACAGAAUGGACAUGCCGCAGGAGAAAGGAAUCUUUUACCCAACUCUACAGAUCACGAAUUUUUCUGAAAAAGAUUCUGGCACCUACAAGCUUGUGUUGAAAACAUCAGGGGGAGAGGCGACAUCUACAGCCACAGUCAAUGUUGCAGCAUUAAAGCCAAAGGUUAAAGGUGAAGCUCCCAAAUUUACACAAAAGCUUGCUCCAAAGGUUGUCAACGACGGUGAUAAAGUAGAGUUUGUUGCUAAGUUGACUGGAACUGAACCAAUAGAAGUCACGUGGUCCAAGGACAAGAAGCCAAUCAAAAGUGGCGAUAUUUUUGCUAUUUCCUAUGAGAAAGGAACAGCCAAGCUGAAUAUUUCUGAGGUUUUUCCAGAAGAUUCUGGCGAAUUUUCUGUCGAAAUAAAAAAUCAGUGGGGAUCAGCAACAUCCAUGGCGAGUCUUCAGGUCAAAGAGUUGCCGGAAGAAAAAUUGCCAGCUGAUGAAAAGAAAGCCACAAGCAAGGUGCCAGAAAAGUUGGAAAUCAAAAGCCAGCAGAUAGAGGAAAGCAAGAUGGAGAUCAGGACACAGUCAAAGAAACAAGAAACACCUCCAGUAGAGGAGUUAAUGGAGGUAGCUCAAGCGAAAAAAGAAGAAGCCGCGCCACCCAAAAAACCUGAUCCCGCAAAGCCUGUAGAGGAGAAGAUGGAUCAAAAGGAAGAAGGUCAAAGGUCAUCUGCGCCGUCCAUUGUGGUGGAGCAGGGGGAGAACCCAGAAGGUACAGUGCCUAAACACAAACACAUUAAAAAAGGGACACAAGAAAAAAAAGGGGGGAAGCCCUACGUCAGCCAGCCUACAACUAUUCUAGAAGAAGAAGAUGGCUAUGAAGGUGAGAGUGAAGAGGCGGAUGAUGACCAGGAAAAUGUUUUCGAUGCUGAGGAUUCAGACGAAGGGAAAGCAAGCGUAGAUCUUAAGGAUGGCAAGAAACCUUUAAGGUUGGGAGAGGGGCCGACUUUUAAGGAGAAACCUGUGAACCAGGUGGUCUUUGAAGGAAACGACCUCCUAGUCUCAGUGACUGCUGACCCUAAGGGCAAGCCCCCACCCGUCAUCAAGUUUUAUCGCGGACCCCGGGAACUCAAAGAUGAUUCUCGAGUGUCCAUCAAGGUCAACGGCCUGACCUCCACCCUAGGCAUCAAACGCACACGUCAGACAGACGAGGCCAAGUACACCGUCAACAUCGAGUCGGAGGGGGCCAUCACGGACACGGCCACCUUCUCCGUCUUUAUCAAAGAUCCUAAAGAUUCAGCCUUGGAUUUCAGAGCCAUUCUUAAACACAGGGACCACCAGAAAAACAAAGAUGACGAGGAUGAUGUCGACUGGGGAAAUCUAAAGCCAGUGGACAAGAAAGGUCGGCGCCUGUCCCAGAUCGAGGUGAUGAAGAUGAGUUUGAAGAAGAUUGAAAAAGCUGAAGGGAGCGACUCGGACGACGAGAAGCAGCGCCCACUUAAGAAAGAUGGCUCUCGGCGAGAGUCACGGACCCAGGAGUCAGAGAGUCAGGACGUAGUUGUAGACAAGCUAGACGACAAGAAACCGGGCAGCCGACGUCAGUCUGUGGAGAUGGAGACGCCUGUGCUGAAGGCCUCUGUGGACAAGCUGGAAGCCCUGGAACAAUCUCGCCGCUCAUCCAUGCAGACCCGCAGGGCCUCGCUAAUGGAGGUCAUCCCCGACUGGCCGACGUUAAUUCCACGAAAAGUCAUCAAGGAGGAACCAGACAAGUUCAAUGCCGAGAUGGAGGACAUCAAAACUUUAGAAGGAGUUCCCUCGGUCACAUUUGUGGCCGAGUUCUGUAAACCUGAUGCUAAAAUCAAAUGGUUUAAAAACAAGCUGGAGAUCUUCCACGGCCACAAGUACCAUUUUGAAUCGGACCACGACGACUACAAGCUGGUCAUCAUGAAUGUCAAGUGUGAGGACGGCGGCAAGUACACUUGUCAGUGUAACGACAUCAGCACGUCUGCUUGGCUCUAUGUUGAAGCUAAAGAGCCUGAAUAUUACUUCACCCAAAAGCUUCCCGAGACAUACAAAGUGGAGCGCAAGAAGACAGGUCUCUUGGAAUGUUUUGUGUCGGACCCAAGGGCAAGGGUCAAAUGGUACCGCGGUGAGGAACAGAUAGAGUACACCCCCGGUAAAUACGAGAUCCAGCGUCGAGAAAACAGGUGCAUCUUUAAGCUGGUCAACGCGGCCAAGGAGGACGAGGAUGUCUACAGCUGUAGGUGUGCCGAGAUCAAGACAGAAACCAGGGUCAAUGUCGUUGAGCCCGAGUGGGAGUUCAUGAAGAAGCUGGAGGAUGUGGAGGCGGUGGAGAGGGAGAAGGCCACGCUCGAGUGUGACGUCAGUGACCAUGAAGCUGACGUCAUUUGGCUGAGAGAAGGAAAGGAUACCCCUGGAGUAAUUGAGGAGCUAAAGCCGGGAGGUAAAUACGAGUUUAUCAAGGACGGCCACAAACGAAGGCUGGUGAUUAAAAACUGCAGCAUCAAAGAUGACGGGAAGUACACUUGUCAGCUCCUAAACCAGACUACAACAGCAGAGCUUUUUGUCUCGCCUGAUGUCAAAUUCAUGAAGAAAUUAACUGACAGAAACUGUAAAGAAAAGGAGACCAUCUCACUAGAGUGCAAGGCCACCAACCCACACAAACACCCCUUCAAGUGGCUCAAAGAUGGAGAACCACUCAACACAGAUUUGCCCAAGUAUGAAAGCUCCAACAAAGGGGAGAUCUACAAACUGACAGUCAAGGAUGUGGACAUGGGCGACACGGGGGAAUACACCAUCCAGAUAGGUGACCGCCCCAACCGGUGCAAGGUCCAUGUCGAGCCACUACCAAGACCACCAAAGAUUGAUGCGUCCAAGAUCAAGGAUAUUUUCGUCAAGAAAGGAGAGAAUAUUGAAGUCAAUAUUCCUUUUGAUGGUGCCCCUGUUCCACGUGCUCUGUGGUCUAAAGACGGGAAACAUAUUGAUGAAGGCAACUUGGACACAUUGACUGAACCCAAGAACACAAAGCUGAGGAUCCCUGCUGCACAGAGGUCAGACACUGGCCAGUAUGAGCUGACACUGACCAAUGAUGCUGGGGAAGAUAAAGUCCCAGUCAAAAUUACAGUCAUGGAUGCACCUGGAGCCCCUGAAGGCCCCCUGGAGGUUGUAGACAUCUUCUCCAACCGCUGUGCUCUACUCUGGGACAAACCAAAAGAUGACGGCGGUUCCCCCAUUACCCACUAUGUUGUAGAGAAGAUGGACGCCGGGAAAGGAGAGUGGGAAAAGGUGUGUGAAACGGAUGACGUGGAGGUUGAUGUGUGCGACCUGACACCCGGGCGCCACUACCAAUUCCGUGUGUCAGCGGUCAACAGUCAAGGGGAGAGUCAGCCACUGCCCACUGACGGGACAAUACUGGCUAAAGAUCCAUGGGAUCCCACCAGCCCACCAGGGGAGCCUCAGGUCAUUGACUACGACAAGGACUACGCCGAGAUCCAGUGGACUCCACCAGAGAAAGAGAACGGAGCACCUGUCAGCGGCUACGUGCUGGAGUACCGGGAGAAGGGCGGGGACGGCUGGUUGCCGGGAACUGAGACUGGCCCCGAGAACAAGGGAACCGUCAAGGGAUUGAAAGAGGGCAAGGAGUACGAGUUUCGCGUCAUUGCCAAAAACAAGGCAGGUCCCUCGGAGCCGAGCCAAUGUUCAGAGCCAGUUCUUUGCAAGUCCAGAAAAGUCAAACCGAGGAUUGACCAAAAAACGGUUCCACAAAACAUCCGCAUCAAGGUGGGCCAGAAGUUUACCAUUGGACCAAUCACCUUCGUGGGCGAGCCGACUCCCCAGGUCUCGUGGCUGGUCAAAAACUUGGGACCAAAAGGGGAUCUGGAAACUGGACAAAAACAAGAGGAACUUCCUCUGGAACCGUCUGAUGUACUCAGUCUUGCUAGCAAGCCAAGAGAGACAACUAUUGAGUGUAAAGAUGGGGCGAGGAAACACACAGGGGAGUACACCCUCACCGUCUCCAACAAACAUGGCUCAGACUCGGCCACAAUCAGCGUCGUCGUUCUCGGGCCCCCCGCUAGACCGGGUGGACCACUUGAAGUCAAGGAAGUGACCAAAGACAGCGCCACCCUCACAUGGAAGCCGCCGGCAGACGAUGGGGGAAGUGAUAUCAAGGGUUACCGCGUGGAGAAGUUUGACCUGGAGAAAGGCAAGUGGGAGAAAGUGGCGACAGUGCAAGGCAACAAGUGCGUGGUCCCCAAGCUGCAAGAAGGCCACGACUACAAGUUCAGGGUUAUUGCUGAAGGUCCUAAUGGAGACAGCGAGCCCCUGGAGCUGGAAAACCCAAUCACAGCCAAAAAUCCUUUUGAAAAACCCGAACCUCCUGGGAAACCUGAGGUCGUGGACAGAGACCGGACCUUUAUUGAGAUGAAGUGGGAGCCACCAAGGAAUGACGGUGGCGCCCCAAUCACGGGCUAUGAGGUGGAAAGAAAAGAACCCAAGACCAACAGAUGGGUCAAGUUGACCAAGGCACCAAUCACUAAACCCCAGUUCAAAGACGAGAAAGUUCAGGAAGGCAAGGAAUAUGAGUACAGGGUGUCAGCCGUCAAUGAGGCGGGUCUAUCUGAGCCCAGUUCUGCUUCAGCUCCAGUUCUAGCUAAGCCAGCUAAAGAGGCUCCCAAAAUAAACCUAGACAACCUGUUUGGUGCUAAAGAAAUUCGUGUCCGUGCUGGAGAGCCUAUCAACCUUGAUCUUGGUAUUUGUGGAGCUCCUGAACCCACAGUUGAAUGGCAGAAGAACGGGAAACCUUUGGGCAACAGAGCUGAGUUAACCAAUGACGAAAAAGAAGCCAAACUUCACAUACCCAAAUCUGAGAGAGGAGACACUGGCAAAUACACCGUCAAAGUCGCAAACAAACAUGGCGAGGAUACUGCAGAAGUUUCAGUCAUUGUUUUAGAUAAGCCUGGAGAACCCGAGGGGCCUCUAGAGAUUAAGGAUAUCACUGCUGAGAACUGCACGUUGUCAUGGAAACCACCCAAAGAUAAUGGAGGAGCGGAAAUUACAGGCUAUGUUGUUGAGAAGUGUGAAGAAGGCUCCACUUUCUGGGAAAAAGUGCCUGGACUUGUCAAAGAUGAGAGCAUCGUAGCCAAGGGCUUGAAGGACGGCAAAAACUAUAAGUUCAGGGUCAAGGCUGAGAACGUUUACGGUGUUGGGGAACCACUGGAGAGUCAAAAGAUCACAGCCAAAAAUCCAUUCGACCCACCCGAGGCGCCGAGGGACUUGGAGAUCAGCAAGUACGACAGGUUUUCCGUCUCUCUCAGCUGGAAGGAACCUGUUAGUGAUGGCGGCAACCCUAUCAAAGGUUACCUGAUAGAGAAGAAAGAGAAAGGCAAAGACUGGACAAAAGCCUGCGUCUUCCCCAUCCCAGAGACCAGCUUCAGUGUCCUGAAACUCAAUGAGGGCUCGGAGUAUGAGUUCCGUGUGACAGCCGUCAAUGACGGAGGCCCUGGAAAACCCAGCAAAGCAACCCCAAAACACGUAGUUAGAGAUCCUAUUUUCCCCGCUGGUGCCCCCUCCAUGCCAAAUGUUGACAAGAUCACCAAAGACUCCGUGACGUUGUCGUGGACCAAGCCAGCCAGCGAUGGCGGCAGCAAGCUGACAGGGUAUGUGCUGGAGAAGAAGAAGAAAGGCGAGGACUGGAUGGAGUGCGCCACAGUUCCCGCCAGCCAGCUCACAGCCACCAUCCCCAAGCUGAGUGAGGGGGAGGAAUAUCAGUUCCGUGUGCGGGCAGACAACGUGGUCGGUCCCGGGGAGCCAAGCAAGCCCACAAACUCCCUGAAAAUAGAAGACCAACCAGAGAAACCCAAACUAAACACAUCUGGAUUAAAGGACAUCAAUGUCAAGGCUGGCCAGGAGUUCACCAUCAAGAUACCAUUCACUGGAACACCCAAGCCCACGGCCAAGUGGACGUUGAAUGGGGAAAAUGUUGCUGAUCCACCAAGAAUAACCAUGACUCUAACAGACGACUAUGCUAUACUUCACUGUGCCAAGGCUAAGCGAGAGGACUCUGGUAAAUAUGAAGUUGCACUUAAGAACGAUGAAGGAUCGGAUAUCGCCAAAGUUAAUGUCAAUGUAUUAGAUAAACCUGGCACGCCAGUCGGCCCUCUAGAAGCCACAGAUAUUCAGGGUGAGUCCCUGACCUUGACAUGGAAACCUCCAGCAGAUGAUGGAGGAGAAAAAAUAGCUAACUACAUUGUAGAAAAAAGAAAAGCUGGCACCAACAGGUGGCAGAAAGUCAGCAGCUUCCUGUCCAAGCCCACCUGUGAAGUCCGAAAUCUGGAGCCAGGUACCAAGUAUGAGUUCCGUGUGGCCGCAGAGAACCCCCAGGGCGUCAGUGACUUCCUGGAGACUGAGACGCCAGUUCUAGCCAAACUUCCUUAUGAUGCCCCGCAAGCCCCCGGCAUCCCCAAGUGUGCUUCAACAACCGAAGAUUCCAUCACCCUCACUUGGUCUCCGCCCAAAAAAGAUGGUGGCGCCCCCAUCACUGGCUAUGUAGUGGAGAAAAGAGAGAAGGGAGACACCAAAUGGACAAAGGCCAACAUCUCAGAGAUUCCAGACACAGAAUACCAAGUGAAAGGACUUCAAGAGGGCAAGGAGUACGAGUUUAGGGUGGCUGCAGUCAACAACGCUGGAAUAGGUGACUUCAGUGAUGGCAGCGGCUACAUCAAAGCUCUGCCCCCUCCUGUUGCACCAAAAAUCAACCGUGACCUAAUGCCGACGUCCAAAGACAUCCGAGCUAAAGUUGGGGAGGAAUUCAAGAUCGCCAUCCCUUACACAGGGAACCCCAUACCCACAGUCACGUGGUCUCAGGGCGGUAUGCCAGUCCAUGAAAAUGAUCGCAUCAAGUUUGAAAUCAAGCCCGACUCCAUCACACUCAGGUGCAAGAAAGCUGAGCUGAAGGACGCUGGCAAAUAUUCUCUAACUCUCAGCAAUGAAAAGGGUUCGGACAACAUUGCCAUGAAUGUUAUCGUUGUUGAUGCCCCAGCCAAACCAGAGGGCCCAUUGGAUGUGAAAGACGUCACACCUGAAUCAUGCAUCCUAACCUGGAAUCCACCUAAGACUAUCUUUGCACCUUAUUUGGAGGAUGGAGGUAGUGCUGUUAGUAACUACAUCGUGGAAAAACAAGACAAAGCAACAGGCAGAUGGGAGCCAGUGAGUAAAUUUGUGCGGGGCACCAAGUAUGAGGUCUUAGGCUUGCUGGAAGGCCAUGAAUAUCAGUUCAGAGUUAGUGCUGAAAAUGAAUAUGGAGUGAGCCAGCCAUUAGAAACAACGAAUUCAACAAUUGCGCAGCACCCUUAUACUAUUCCUGAGUCUCCAACAUCUGUUGUUGUGGACGAUGUGGAUGAGUCAUCAGUGACCCUCAAGUGGAACAAACCUAAAAGUGAUGGCGGCAAGAAACUUGACGGCUACAUCAUUGAAUACAAAGAACCAUCCUCCAACAGAUGGAAAGCUUACAAUGAUGUCCCAAUCAAGGAGACAAUGGCUACAGUGAAAGGACUUGAGAAUGAUAAGGAAUAUGAGUUCAGAAUCCGAGGUAAAAACGCAGCUGGUCUGGGAAAUCCAAGUGAGAGUACAGGCCCAGUACAAGUCAAAGCUAAAUAUGUUAAACCCUCUAGUCCCGGGGUACCUGAAGCUGCCAAAGUUGGAAAAACUUUUGUGGAGCUGAAAUGGGACAAACCAAGAAAUGAUGGUGGAUCUAAAAUCACAGGUUAUGUCAUUGAGAAGCGUGAAAAAGGCAUGAACUUGUGGAGCAAGGCCAACGAAUUCCCCGUAGUUGACAACAGUUUUACAGUCUCUGGGCUGGCAGAAAACUCAGAGUUUGAGUUCCGUAUUGCAGCAGUCAAUGCUGCUGGGGCAGGAGAGCCCAGCCUUCCGUGUGCACCAAUCAGGAUCAAGGAAAAGAUUGUUGGCAAUGCUCCAGAUUUUGUCAAGAAGUUGAGCAAUGUGAAAGCUCCAUUAGGUGGUGAGGCUGCCUUUAGUGUUGAAAUAUCUGGAUCACCUGCACCUCAAGUUUUAUGGUUCAAAAAUGGAGUAGAGAUGUCAGUGUCAGGCCGGAACCGUGUCAAGGUUGAUGGCAGCACCUACACACUUGUCAUGACAGAGGUGCAGGAACCCUGCCAGAUCACCUGUCAACUCAAGAAUGCUCUUGGAAAAGAAAGUUGCUCGGCACAACUCUCUGUCCUUGCUCCUCCCAGAUUUGAUAAAGAAAUCAAAGAUCAAAAAGUGGAAGUGGGUGAGCAGUUCAAGGUCAAGCUGCCCUUCACAGGCACAGGACCUCUCCAGAUCAAAGUAAAAAAAGAUGGGAAAGAACUCACUGAAAGUAAUCGCAUCAAGAUCUCACCGUUUGAUGACUUUGUUACGUUUGUCAUCAAAGAUGCUGAGAGAGAGGACUCUGGCAAAUAUACAAUAGAAGUCAGCAAUGACAGUGGGACUGCCUCCGCUCCAUUUCAACUGAAAGUUGUCAGUCCACCUGGAGCCCCCACUGGACCUCUGGCUGUGUCUGACGUCACAAAACACACAUGUAGACUGGCAUGGAAACCUCCAAAAGAUGACGGAGGAGGGAAAAUCAGCAGCUACCUGGUGGAGAGACAGGAAGUGGGCAAGCCUUACUGGGUCACUGUGUCAUCACACUGUAAGGACACAAGCCUUGAUGUACAGGGGCUGUAUGAGAACACUCAGUAUUUAUUUAGAGUUGCUGCUGUCACAGAAAAUGGCCCGGGUCAAUUUUUGCAAGCUGAAAACGCCAUCAUUGCCAAGAUGCCAUUUGAUGCCCCUGAAGCCCCAGGCACACCAAAUGUGACAGAAGUAGGCGGAGACUUUGUCAGCCUGACUUGGGACAAACCAAGAUCAGACGGGGGUGGCAAGAUCCUGGGCUACUGGAUAGAGAAGAGAGAGCAUGGCACAGAGAACUGGUCCCGUGUCAACAACAAUCCCUGCAUCACCAACAUGAUCAACAUCUCCAGUCUCAUAGAAGAUCGCCAGUACGAGUUCCGUGUCUUUGCUCAGAAUGAAGCUGGGAUGAGCAAAGCUUCCUCUGCAUCCAAUAGUGUCAAGAUUAAAGACCCUAAAGCUGCUGAUAUCCCAGAGUUCACCAGUGGACUGAGGAAAGUUCAAGCUGUUGAGGGCAAGUCUGCAAGGUUUGAAUGUGACGUCUCAGGAAAUCCAAAACCUGAUAUUCAGUGGUUUAAGGGUGUACGUGAAAUCUAUGACUCUGACAAGUUUGAAAUUGUAUGUGAAGGGACUAAACAGAUUCUGAUUGUAAAAAACAUUUAUGGUGAAGAUGCAGAUGAAUAUUCUGUGAGGGCAACUAAUAGAGGAGGUAGUAGAGUUUCUCGCGCAGAAUUGGAGAUCAGAUCUCCCCCCAAGAUAAAUGUCCCACCCAGAUUCCGUGAUGUGUGUACGUUUGAGAAGGGAGAGAAUGUGACGCUUAAAAUUCCAUUUACUGGAAACCCCAAGCCCAGCGUGAAAUGGGUCAGAGACAAUGAGGAGCUGAGAGGGUCAAGGUUUGUGCAGGAGGUGACGGAGCGCCAUGCCAUCCUGACCAUCAAAGAUGCCAGUAAGUUGGAUGACGGCCCCUACAGGCUGCAGCUGGAGAAUGAAUUAGGCUCUGACUCCACAGUGCUCAAAGUUCAAGUCAAUGAUCGUCCUGAUGCGCCAAGAUUUCCUGUUGUUGAAAACAUUCGUGAUGACUCUGUUGUGUUGUCAUGGAAACCACCACUAAAUGAUGGAGGCAGCUUCAUCACAGAAUAUGUAGUGGAGAGAAAUGAACCUCCCAGUGACAAAUGGGUCAGAGUGGCUGCCACCAGAUUUAACUUCCACAAUGUGGCUGGCCUCUCCCCCAACAAAGAGUAUCGCUUCCGUGUGUUUGCUGACAACUUCUAUGGUCGCAGUGAGCCGUGUGAGCCCACAGCUCCAAUCAAAACAGAAGAACCAGAAGCUGUUCGCAAGAAGAAACAGAUGGAAGAUGAGUUUGGUAGAAAACUUCGAGGAAAGUAUGAUGGACCAAAAAUCAAUGACUAUGACAAGUUUUAUGAAGAUAUCUGGAAGAAAUAUGUCCCACAACCUGUAGAGAUCAAACAAGGAAGUGUUUAUGACUACUAUGAUAUUUUAGAGGAACUAGGAAGUGGCGCUUUUGGUGUGGUACACCGUUGUAUUGAGAAAGCCACUGGCAGGGUGUUUGUGGCCAAAUUCAUCAACACGCCCUACCCCCUGGACAAGUACACAGUGAAGAAUGAGAUCUCCAUCAUGAACCAACUACACCACCCUAAGCUCAUCAACCUCCAUGAUGCUUUUGAAGACAAAUAUGAAAUGGUGCUCAUUCUUGAAUUCUUAUCUGGUGGGGAGCUGUUUGACAGAAUAGCCGCUGAGGAUUACAAAAUGUCCGAGGCUGAAGUCAUCAACUACAUGCGCCAGGCUUGUGAAGGCCUCAAGCACAUGCAUGAGCACAGCAUAGUACACCUGGACAUUAAGCCAGAGAACAUCAUGUGUGAAACAAAGAAAGCCAACAGUGUGAAGAUCAUUGACUUUGGUUUGGCCACCAAGCUCAACCCCGAUGAGAUCGUCAAGGUGACAACAGCUACAGCUGAGUUUGCCUCUCCUGAGAUAGUGGACAGGGAACCUGUUGGAUUCUACACAGACAUGUGGGCUAUUGGUGUCCUGGCCUAUGUGCUAUUGAGUGGCUUGUCCCCGUUUGCUGGAGAAGAUGACCUAGAGACCUUACAAAAUGUCAAACGCUGUGACUGGGACUUUGACGAAGAAGCCUUCUCUUCUGUUUCUCCUGAAGCCAAAGAUUUCAUCAAAAACUUGCUACAGAAAGAGCCCAAGAGAAGAUUGACAGUCCAUGAAGCUCUAGAGCAUGCUUGGCUUCAGGGAGAUCACAGCAACCUGACCAGCCGUAUCCCAUCCAGCCGAUACAGCAGGAUCAGACAAAAGAUUCAAGAAAAAUAUGCUGACUGGCCAGCCCCACAACCAGCCAUUGGUCGUAUUGCCAACUUCAGCUCACUGCGCAAACAUCGGCCACAAGAAUACCAAAUAUAUGAUUCCUACUUUGACCGCAAGGAAGCUGUGCCGAGAUUUGUUCGCAAACCUCGUAACCAAGUUUCAGCGGAGGGCCAGACAGCCAAGUUUGACUGUAAGAUUGUUGCAGCUUCACCUCCCAUCGUCACCUGGUACAAAGACGAUAGUGUGCUGGGCCAGAGCUAUAAACACAUGCAGAAAUACAUGGGCCUGGAGUAUGAGCUCAAGAUCUCCAGGAUUAAGAUGGAUGACAAGGGCGAGUACAUCGUCAGAGCUGAGAACUCCUUUGGCCGCAAGGAAGAAAGGGCAAAUCUUAAAGUAGAACCUGGUAUUGAGAAGCCCUCAGCACCUAGCAGGGAGACAACUCCUAUGAGAAAGAAACGUGUAUUUGAAGAAAAAGAAUUUGAAAAACCCAUUGAAGACAAAGUACCAAAUUUUAACUUUGACCUUCGACCCCGAAUUAUCCAAGCCCAUUCUGAGUUUAAACUUAUUUGUUGUGUGCAAGCUCAUCCACCACCCAAGGUGCAGUGGUACAAAGAUGGGAGAGAAAUUCAAGAUGGCGACCAUUAUUCUAUCGCUUACUCUUUUGGUAUCUGCACAAUGGAGAUCUCCAACGCUAAGCCAGAGGAUUCUGGGAAAUACUCUUGUAUAGCAACAAAUCCACUUGGGGAACAUGAGACAAGUUGUAAAGUUGUUGUUGAAGAUCGAGUGAGCACAGGUGUGAAGACCACAGAGAGCUCCCACACAUCACGCACAGUGAGGCGUACAAAGUCUGGCGUCAAUGUGGAGGAGUUUUCCAGCUAUGAAGAAACUAGUUCCAGUGUCAAGAAAGGACGAAGAGGGGAGGUAACUGAAGCGGUCAGCUCACAUUCUUCCAGGAAGUCAACUGUAGUGACUAGUUCUUCUAGCCUCUCUCAUGGGAGGGAGGAGCCACAAGAAGAGGCACCAAAAUUUACAGAAAAUGUGUCACCAGUAGCUGUCAAUGAGGGGGAGAGAAUAAUUCUCUCCUGCACUGUUACAGGAACACCAGAACCUAAUGUUGAAUGGUACCAGAAUGGUCAGCUUUUGAAGUCUGACGAUGUAAUCUCCAUCAGCUUGCGUCGAGGUGUGGCGAAGCUUGAAAUCUCCGAGUCAGUGCUGGAAGAUGAAGGGGAUUAUGUAUGUAAAGCUACAAACACUGCUGGUGUUGCCUCUUCUAAAGCUAAUGUUACAGUUAAAGUAAAGACACCGGUCCCAACCAAGAAAACUGUGGAAUCUCCCAAGUUCAUUGACCUACUUCAAGGUCAAGUGGUCAGUGAUGGAGAUGCUGUCACACUUCAGUGCAGAAUUUCAGGCAAGCCAGAUGAAAUCAAGUGGUCUAGAGAUGGUUUGCCCAUCCAACCAUCCGAGGAUUUCCGUAUGGAAAAUGCUGGAGAUGUGUACAAGCUUCUUGUUGCUGAAAUAUUCCCAGAAGACUCGGGUGUCUACACUGUACAGGCUUCCAACUCUGCAGGAUCAGUCUCCUCCUCAUGUAGUAUUUAUGUUGGUGUCCCAGAUGAAGAGCCCUCUGCUCCUGUGUUCGCCACCUUCCCAAAGAGUGCUUGUAUUGAUGAGGGCUGCCCCAUCACUUUUGCCUUCAGUCUACAAGCUACACAAGCUACAUCUGCAGUCUCAGUAUCUUGGAGUAAAGAUGGCCGGCCUAUUGAUGAUGCAGGUCGCUUCACCUUUAGCCAAGAUGGAACUAGUGGCACUUUGACCAUCCCUGCCGCCUUGUCCACUGACUCAGGAUCCUACACUGUUACAGCUAAAGAUGACCGCGGUCAGUCCAGCUGGACGUUUUCGCUUUUUGUCAGGAUAGGGGACACUGUGUCUGGGGAUGUGGACGUUCAACAGCUGCUUGAUUCUGUCCAGUAAGAAAAAAAAAUCUGUGAUGUUAUGUUCUGCAAGUUUGGCUCUACAAACUCAUAGCACAAGCAAUGAUUGAACUUUGGAACAAGCAAUGAUUGAAGAGAGCUAUCAAGUUUGAACUUUGAACCAGUCAAUUGCUACUCUACAGAACAGGCUGCUUGGGUCACUUAUUUAUUUCAUUCAUAACUUUUUUUGUCUCAUUUGCUUUGGAUCAGCCCGUACACAUCCUUUGUGUCAGUCUCCACUGGACUGAGGCUGACUCUCAUCAAUGUUUGCAUCAGCUGGGUGCUUGUGUGCCUGCUUUCAUGUUUGAUCUUGUGUUUGGGUGGCUGGGCUAUGAAUGUUGUCUCCUGUGUGCUCUGACCCCUCUGUAUCCCCUCUGUAUGGGUGGGUCCUCUCUGGACAUUUUAGUCUAGUUCAUCACAGUCCACUGAGAGGACUCUCCCCCACUCAAUAAAGCUAAUGAUUGAC